This is a messenger RNA of Colletotrichum gloeosporioides, 1851 nucleotides long. RefSeq lists its product as uncharacterized. NCBI's taxonomy places the organism in Eukaryota, Fungi, Ascomycota, Sordariomycetes, Glomerellales, Glomerellaceae. The transcript has 3 exons. The record is from RefSeq and is a predicted model, not a curated record. Gene Ontology annotation, biological process: DNA-templated transcription. The coding region runs from base 1 to 1851 and encodes 616 amino acids. Gene Ontology annotation, molecular function: DNA binding; zinc ion binding.
AUGGACAAGGUCAGUUCAGUAAGAGAUAUCAGUGGCGACGAACAUUCGGACCAACGUACACCUAUUUCACAACACGAAGUUAACGAAGACGACGAUGACAAUCGGCGUGAGUCUCUAUCCGAUUUGUUCAAUCCGGAUGAGACAGAGAAUAUAGACCCGCAAUUGGAAAACUCGAUUGAGUUAGGUUCCCCGGUCCCUCUCGAUGCCCCUGCAGCAGCCAAUCCACCUGUGCCUGAGACCAUUUCUGAACGGCUUCCAGAGCCUAAUAUCGAGGAAACCACGCAGAACUUGGAUGCAGAUUCAAGCCCUGGGCAGGUGAGAUAUUAUGGUCCGACCACUCAACUACAUAUCCAAACUCUCCCGGCAAACAACUUGGGAGACGGCCCCGUUCACGCAGAUCCUGGCCCUAUGUCGAGCUUUUCCGUAGACAUGGACUCUUUACAACUGAGGGACAUGCUGCUCAAGUCCUACUGGAGCUUUUCUUCUCGUUCAGUCCCUGUUGUUGACGAGUCACUGUUCAUGGCUCAUCGUGCAUCCGGGCAACGAUCCCAAUACUUCUCACAAUUUCUAGAGGCUGCUAUGCUAGCUUGUGCGACUCGAAUCAGAACAUCAAGCUCCGUGCGGAAGUUGGGUCGGGCGUACGCCGACCUGGCGAAGAAGGAUAUUGUCUUUGAGUUAGACAGACCCACCAUCGCCACUUUGCAAGGAUUCCUGCUGCUGAGCGACUUUGAAGCUACGUCUGCCAGAGAUCGAAUUGGAUGGACAUACAAUGGCAUUGCUUGCCGACUGAUAUUUGAUCUUGGCCUUCACGAAGAUUGCUCUCGAUUGAUCAGACACGGCAUACUGGUUCAAGCAGACGCAGACUUGAGGGUUUCCUUGUUCCUGUCGGCUUUCGUGUACGACAGGCUAUGGGCGCUCUACCUUGGUCGCCCAAGCUGCGUCCCGAUGAAAUGCCUGGAGCAACGACGUCCUCAACUUGCGCCGGCCAAAUCAACAGGCCCACUUGAGCACUGGGUCGCUCUCUGCAAGUACAUAUCAGAGGUAACAGAGAAGCUCAAUGGCUUUGGCCCACCGCUGGACCACACUAGCGUCGACAGCCUCUUGGAACUUAGUGCUCGUAUCUCGGCGGCCCACGACAGAUUACCGCCAGGUCUUUCAUCGAAGCAAACCUCCGAACUCUGUGUCACAGCAUACGGACUAAACAUACAAUAUCACGGCAUUCAAAUCGUCCUCCACCGGACGCUUGUCAAAGUCCUCUUGCAACACGAUUCCAGCAAAGCAGACGGUGUCGACCAUGACGACCAGAUCAAAAGCUUCCGCCGAAUGCUAUAUGAUAAUGCAGUAUGCAUCUGCCGGCUUCUUCUAACUUAUCGCGAGAUGUUUGGCGUUGAGAAUUUCAUCACUGUCAUGUUGGACAAUAUGUACAUUGCGGCAAGUACGCUGGUGUCCCACAUAUUGCAGCCACCUAUGAUGGGCGAGCAGGACGGUAGCUAUUGCGAGAGCUCUCGGCUGCUUGGAUUCCUGACUGAGACGAUGAGAGACCUCCCAAAGUAUUAUCCCGUUGUUAAAAAGAUGCGCCAAACACUUUCCAGGAUCACUGAGAACACAAUACUGGCCGGUUCCUUCGGAUCAAUGAACUUGAGCAGUGGAACUCAGAACCCGGACAGUCACAGCAUCAUGGCCAACACAGUGGCUCAGCCCGUAUCCGGCUCAUGGGGAUCGAUGGGGGCGUUAGUACAUGAUGACUUCCUUCUCGGCCAGGGAAACUUAUUGGGUGAUGGAUUCAGCCCAGACCCAAGGCUCAAUGCCAAUUUCUGGUUUUCUGAUGUGACUGGAGGGCUUCUACAAUGA